Molecule: messenger RNA, 1461 nt
Organism: Paramacrobiotus metropolitanus
Lineage: Eukaryota; Metazoa; Tardigrada; Eutardigrada; Parachela; Macrobiotidae
Exons: 8
Coding region: 1-1101 (366 amino acids)
Biological process (GO): nervous system development; regulation of alternative mRNA splicing, via spliceosome
Cellular component (GO): nucleus; cytoplasm
Molecular function (GO): mRNA binding
Source: RefSeq, a predicted model, not a curated record
AUGACAACGGCUUCAGUUUUUCCGCAGGCUUGUCGUUUUCGGGAUGACAAUCGUCAUGUCUCCGCUACUGAUGCGGUGUUUCUAGGUUUGGAAGAGGGAAACAAUUACGGGGUGAUGCGCGAAACUCUUCACCGCAUGGAGACCCCCAUGCCGUUUACAAAUCGAUCAGGAUCGUUGUUUUCGGGCAGCGGACAGUCCUUCGGCAACGGAAAUGCUUUUGUCCGUGAUUCCUCGCGCACUACAUCUAGCUCAUCCCAGCGGGAACUGAUCUGCUUUUGUUUGCGCAUAUUUUUAUUAGGGAUACGCAUACGAUUUUUUCCAAAACGACCUUUUGUGGAAGAUGAGACGUUUCUGCGCAGCUUGCCAAACAGUGUCCGCCCAAAGCGUCUGCACGUGUCGAAUAUCCCGUUUCGCUUUCGAGAGGAAGAUCUAAAGCAGAUUUUCAGCAAAUACGGGCCUGUUGUGGACGCCGAAAUCAUUUUCAACGACCGUGGCUCAAAGGGGUUCGGAUUCGUUACGAUGGCAUCGGAAGCCGAUGCCAACAAGGCUAAAAUGCUGCUGCAUCACAAGGUAUUCCACAGUCGUCAAAUCGAAGUAAACGACGCCACCCCGAAGCCGGUUUCUUUGCGUCAGUACGACCACUUCCAAGGCGCGGACAUCGGCAGUGUGCAGAGCGCCAGCCCGAUUGAACUGGGCAAUCCAAUGAAUUUUGAUCUCAUGUACGAAGGCAUGGUGCGACACCACUCCGCUGGUUCUGCUCAGCGAUCGCGAGCCUCAAGCCAGGAGGACGAUCGUAAUCCUGUGGUGGUUCGAGGAGGCGGUAAUGCGGAGAUUCGUCCGCCGAAUCCGUAUUUGUCUUACGCACUGGAAAUGCAGCGAGAUCAGUCAGCCAUGAACGCACAGUUGCUACAGCAUUUGGGCAAUCUGUCCAUCGCGGACCAGUCCACCCGAACGUCAACGGGAAAUAACACAGCGGCUUGGCCUAAUCCAUUGCCUGGCCGUUCUUCAUCUGGUAUGAGCACGGCUACCGGUCAGCACAAUGCACAUGGAAGAGUUGGACCUGUCUGGGAUCCUUCCGGAUUGGAUGCCUGGUUCGUCUAAGUGACCGGUUAAGUUUGUUUUGGCUGGAGCUUGUUUGUUGCAACGGAAUGGCAGUGAAGCAUUUGCUCACGAAUUUUGUGAGUAUUAAUUAUUACGAUUGUUAUAUUAUGCUAUUUAUUUUCAUUUAUUAUAUUUAAUGAGAAAGUUCAACGUUCGGAACGGUUUUCCUUAAGACGCCUAAGGACAGUUUUUAUUUUUGAGGUUUUUGUACAUAGUUAAGCAGUUGAUUUGGAUUAACGGUUACGACCCGUAAGGAGCUUCUUAUGUACCGCCAGUACUGGAGCAUACCAUUUUCAAGGUUUAUUUUCAUUUUUGUUGUUAUUUAGUAUUCUUAUGUGGAGUUUGUAUUCAAUAAAAUUU